Molecule: messenger RNA, 630 nt
Organism: Cucumis melo (muskmelon)
Lineage: Eukaryota; Viridiplantae; Streptophyta; Magnoliopsida; Cucurbitales; Cucurbitaceae
Exons: 1
Coding region: 106-378 (90 amino acids)
Biological process (GO): iron-sulfur cluster assembly
Source: RefSeq, a predicted model, not a curated record
UUUGUUACUACUUUUGUUCAAUGCCAAAGAAAGAGAAUCUCUGUUCUUCCUUUGCUUCUUUCUUCCUUUGCUUCUCACCGUAGGAUUCUUCGAGUUCCUUCGAAAAUGGCGGCUCCAACAAGAUCGGAGGCUCUUUCGCUUCUCCGCUCUCUGAUCCGUACAUCCCGUCAGUUCUGCGACUACAACAUCAGAGAGUACGCGAAACGACGCGUCGUCGAUGGCUUCCGCCAUAACCGAAACCUUUCCGACCCUUCAUCCAUUUCCUCCGCCUACGCCGAUGGGAAGGCUCAGCUUGAAGUUGCUAAAAGACAGUCCGCCGUUUACUCCCUCUAUGCGCCGAAGGUAAAGAGCAUCAUGGAGGCUCAUCGCAUAAACUGACAGAAGCUCUUUUGCCUUAAUUUAUUGUAAUUCUAAUUCUAUUAUGAUAGAUUUCGUGAGUUAGGGUUUGUUUCUGCUUCACGGAUCAUACCUUCUCAUACCUUUUCUACUAAGAAUUUAAUAAAUCGCUUGUUCUGUGGUUUUUGCUUGUUUGUUUGAGCAAUUAAUCCUUUAUUGUGGGAUGGAAUAUGUAAUAUUUGGUGAUGAUGAACAUGAUUAGACUGAUAUUCUCAUUGGUUUUGAUUUGUUGGA